CCUACUUGGCUAAACCAAACACCAGAAAAAACCUCAGCACUGCCGGAUAUUUUUGUUCAGAUCGACAGACUAUUAACGUGAGAUCUCAGGGGAUAACGUUUCAUAAAAACCCUUAAAGACUGCGGAGAACACUCUCUGGCAUUGAACACACCUGAUUGAGAUUGAUAAUCAGAGGAACUGAUGUUGGCACAUAUUUAAAUUGAUUGGGGGGUGGCUUACACUUACAGGAAGAUGGGGUAUCAAAGAAAAAGCAGAGUGGAUGUCCAUCUUUCCACCUGGCACCUGACCUCUACCCUCCUCCUGUUUGCUCUGAUCUUCCCUGCUUCCACUGUGGGGACCCUUCUUUGUAAUUUCUGCCCCCUGAUGCCCAAAAACGUACCCUGCUCAACCCUCAACACGGAGUGUCCGCCCAACCAUCGCUGCGCCAGUUCCUGGGGAUGGCAAGGCUUCCGCCAUGUUCUGUCCUCUCAAGGCUGCUUGGAUAUCAAACUCUGCAACUCCCAGGAAAUGGUCAGAUAUCGGGGGCAACAUUACGACCUCACUCACAGCUGCUGCUGUGGAAACAAAUGCAACCUUACACCAAGGGUCAACACCAGCCUGAUUGUAUCACUUUGGUUCAAGACCAGUCCAGAUAAUCUCCUCUCCACUCUAAUGAAGACGCUCCAGAGUCCCUGUUCAAACCAAACCACAUCAUCUUCUGAUACAAAAUUAUAGCUGCGUGUGGAGGCCUGUUGGACCUAACCUUAGAUCCCAACAGUAGACUCGCAUUUAGUCAGAUGUUUGCAUGCUGUAACUUUUUCAAUUGAAAGGGGGAAAAUGUAUUAUUGCAGUUAUUGGUGGUUUUUGCAUGUUUAAACCAGAGAGAAAAGGUUGGCUUGUUCAUCCAUCCUCCUGAUUAGCCUGUGGCCACUGGUCAAUAAAGCACCAUGAUUAAGAAAC
This is a messenger RNA of Poecilia latipinna (sailfin molly), 939 nucleotides long. Its product is annotated as sperm acrosome membrane-associated protein 4-like. Gene Ontology annotation, biological process: sperm-egg recognition. The record is from RefSeq and is a predicted model, not a curated record. The coding region runs from base 232 to 714 and encodes 160 amino acids. Lineage: Eukaryota; Metazoa; Chordata; Actinopteri; Cyprinodontiformes; Poeciliidae. Gene Ontology annotation, cellular component: membrane. The transcript has 3 exons.